AUGAAUGAUUAUAAGAAUUUCUUUGGAUCAUCUAAGAUAACAGAAGAGGAUUCUAGGGGUCAGACCUCACAGUGUUCAAUGAAUGGUCGUUGGAUAUCUUCUAAAGAAGGUACUACCGCUGACUGUAGACAUUUCAAAACGUCAAGUGGAUGCGGUGAACUAAUUUGUUCUACUGUUCGCGAAAACAUGGUUUCUGACCAAGAUAAUGGCAUCAUAUCUGGGAAAAACUGCGACAAGUUGGAAAUUUUUGGUAUGAAAGGCCAAAUAGUAUGCGGUCUUAUCACCUGGAUUGUAGAAGAAGGCAUACACGAUGCUUGGUACAAACAUAGUUAA
Molecule: messenger RNA, 333 nt
Organism: Dracunculus medinensis (Guinea worm)
Lineage: Eukaryota; Metazoa; Nematoda; Chromadorea; Rhabditida; Dracunculidae
Source: the annotation of a GenBank genome assembly